UAACAUGUCAAUUUGUUUGCAAUAUUUAAUACUUCGAAAAAGGAUCAUUUUAUUACGGAUUACACAACGAUAAAAUAUCCUGCUUUAAUUACUGUGUGAUACUAUUAAUCACUUCAAUCAAUCUAUGCACAAUGGAAAAAUCUUUCAGGAAUAAUAAUAGGCUGUCGAGACUACUGUCUCUUUCACCAAGGACCAUAACAACCAUAUUGGAUGUUGUAUCAUGAUACCCGACUGAUUUGAGUGGAACGUAACAGUUAUGCACACCUUACGACGGUUUUGUAACCAGCGUAGUUUCAAGGGUUGUGCGUAUGUAUUAGGUGCAUCAGCCUUUGUUACUGGAGGAGGUUGGGCUGUUACCAAAAUGAAUGGCUUACGUAUAAUAAAUAAGUCCCUUGUUGUUUCCUGCAGCACUGUUCCAUUAGUUACAAAGUUUUCUGAGAUAAACCUCAAUGAUUGGAUGUCUUCACCAGUUUCCGCAAUAGAUCAGUUGAAGACUAAUGAUGAGUGCUAUCGAACAAAAAUGGAGAUGUUGUGUAUGGAGCUUCAGGGUCACUUGUGUAAACAAAUUGAAAGAAUUGAUGGGAAGGCUAAAUUCCGCGUGGAUAAAUGGGAUCGUCGUGCUGGUGGCGGCGGAAUUUCUUGCAUUUUAGAAAACGGUGAAGUCUUUGAAAAGGCUGGUGUAAACAUAAGUGUUAUCAGUGGGAACCUCAGUCCAAUGGCUGUGAAGGAAAUGCGUUCAAGACAUAAAGAUAUUGAUCCAGACGCAGACUGCAAAUUUUUCGCUUGUGGCAUUAGUUCAGUUAUCCAUCCUCUUAACCCUUAUGUACCGACGACGCACUUUAAUUUCCGUUAUUUUGAAGUGGAUAUGGGUAAUAAUCGUAAAUCAUGGUGGUAUGGUGGUGGUGCUGAUUUAACACCAUAUUAUCUAUUCGAUGAAGAUGCUAAACACUUUCAUGAACAACUUAAACUAGCCUGUGAUAAACAUCAUGAAUCAUUUUAUCCACGUUUCAAAAAAUGGUGUGAUGAUUACUUCUAUUUAAAACAUAGAGGUGAGACGCGUGGUGUUGGUGGGAUAUUUUUCGAUGAUUUAGAAGACACAUCACAAGAGAAAGUAUUCAGUUUUGUAAAAUCGUGUGCUGAGGCUAUAAUUCCAGCCUAUUUGCCUAUUGUUGAAAAACGAAAAAACUUGAAGUAUACUGACUUGGAACGUGAGUGGCAGUUGGUUAGGCGUGGACGUUAUGUGGAGUUUAACCUAAUUUAUGAUCGUGGCACAAAAUUCGGCUUAGCUACUCCAGAAGCGAGAAUUGAAAGUAUUUUAAUGUCACUGCCACUUUUUGCUCCCAUCUCAUUCAAGUGUCAUUGAAAUGGCCAGACGACAUUUAGAAUCAGCUUUAGCAGCUGGUGCUUUUAUGGAAUAUGGUAUAGCACCGUGUUUUCGAUUCACGCGUAUACGAUUUGUUCGGCAUUGUUUCCCACCGAAUUAUGAUUGUCCAAACAAGUUUGCCGAGUUAAUUAUUGAUGGUAACGAUGUUGAUGAUAUUGAUAAAUUGAUCAAUGAAGGAGUGAACACUUAUGAUAAUACAUAUAUAGUCACCAAAUGUAAUUGUUUUGGUUUAGAGAAUUUGAAAAAGCCAUUAAAUGAUGAUGACAAUGACGAUGUAGACGGAAAUACAUAUAUGAGGAAUAAACAACUGAUUGUAAGCAGUGGUGACUGUGAAGAUGUGAACAAACACGAUACAACUGCCUGUCGUUUACAUAUGCGAGAUUAUCUGAGAAGACAACCGUGGCGUCGUUUACAGGAUGAUUAUGCAAUACAUGCAAUACAAUUUAGUAUAGAUGGAAAGUAUAUUUUAGCUGGUUCUGCAAAUACAAGUAUUCGAGUAAGCCUGUUUUUGUUAUUUUAAAGUAAAAAUCUUGUUUUGAUUUUCUUAACACGCUGGG
This is a messenger RNA of Trichobilharzia szidati, 1941 nucleotides long. The record is from the annotation of a GenBank genome assembly. Lineage: Eukaryota; Metazoa; Platyhelminthes; Trematoda; Strigeidida; Schistosomatidae.